Aspergillus bombycis is the source of this 297-nucleotide messenger RNA. RefSeq lists its product as uncharacterized. The transcript has 2 exons. NCBI's taxonomy places the organism in Eukaryota, Fungi, Ascomycota, Eurotiomycetes, Eurotiales, Aspergillaceae. The coding region runs from base 1 to 297 and encodes 98 amino acids. The record is from RefSeq and is a predicted model, not a curated record.
AUGAAGACCUUCCUGCCUCUUGUUUCACUCCUGAUGGGUGUCGGCAUGGUCUCUGCCGCCCCUACCUCGAAAGUCGCCGCUGAACAUGAUGUCGCCCCGGAAAGCGCACACUCAUUCAAGAUCAACGCCUACAGUCCGCCGCCCGCCGAUGCCUUGGACCGCAGGGAAGAGGUUACUCCGGAAGGUGCAAAUCUAUUCAUCAUUCAUUCCUAUGGUGAUCGGCCCUCGGAGCGCCGAAACGAGGACAACGCGGACGGCGCACGUCUCUUCAAUGCUAUCGAGGCCUAUACUCCCUGA